Molecule: messenger RNA, 1212 nt
Organism: Naegleria lovaniensis
Lineage: Eukaryota; Heterolobosea; Eutetramitea; Acrasida; Naegleriidae
Exons: 1
Coding region: 1-1212 (403 amino acids)
Molecular function (GO): oxidoreductase activity
Source: RefSeq, a predicted model, not a curated record
AUGCUGAAAAACAAGCUUUUUGCAACAUCAUUCCCUUGGUGGUCAUUGCUUGGAAAUCGUCACACAAGAAGAGGGUUUCACUAUGGCCAUCCAAGCUAUAACAACGUUAUGGUAAAAAACAUAUUGGAUGUUGCAAGGUGGGCUCCAUCCGGCGACAAUAUGCAAACCUGGAAAUUUGAAAUUAAAAGUGACAAGGAGUUUAUCGUUCACGCCUACGAUACGCGAGACCAUUGUGUCUAUGAUUUGGAUGGCCAUGGAUCACAUAUGGGAUUAGGAGCAUUAUUGGAAUGUAUUGAUAUUGCUUCUAAGGAAUUUUCAAUGAAAGCUAAUUUUCACACCAGCCAUGACGAUGACAUGAAAAUUAGAAUUACUCUAGAUCCGUUAGUCCAUGCUGAUGUAAAUGAAAAAGAUCCUCUCUUUAAACAGAUCAAAGAGAGAUGUGUCCAUCGAAGAAUGUUUAAAACCACUCCUUUAACCUUGCAUGAAAAACAACAAUUGGAAGAAAGUGUUGCCAAGUAUGGAUUCAAAGUGUUGUGGUUUGAAUCGUUCAAAGAUCGACUGGCCAUGGCCAAGUUAAUGUUCCUGAAUGGUCAAUUGAGAUUAACAUGUGAAGAAGGAUUUCCAACUCAUAGUACAAUUAUUGAAUGGAAUUCUCAAUUUAGUGCUGAUAAAAUUCCAGACAUGGCUGUAGGAUUGGAUCCCAUCUCUACCAAGCUCAUGAAGUGGGCACUCCAAAGUUGGUCACGUGUCGAAUUUCUAAACAAAUAUUUGGGAGGUUCUCUCGUGCCUGGUAUUCAAUUGGAUUUUCUUCCAGGAAUUGCUUGUGGAGCUCACUUUAUGUUCAUUUCACAACAUCCUAAUUCUCUUGUUUCAACACAAGAUUACAUUCAAGUUGGAAGAGCUCUUCAACGUUUUUGGUUAACCGCCACACAACUCGAUGUGAGAUUGCAACCAGAAACUACUCCAAUUAUUUUCUCGAAUUAUGUUCGCAAUGGAAUCAAAUUUUCAAAAUCUGAAGAGUGUUUGAGAAAGGCAAGACACAUCGAAAAGAGACUGUGUGAAAUUGUGAAUAGCCAUCCCGAAGCUAAAAAUGUAUCAGUGGAUGGAACACCACUACAGGAACAGGUUGCAUUUGUAGGAAGAGUAGGUCAUGCAGAGAAGCCAUAUGCUCGUUCCAUCCGAAAAUCAUUAGAUGAAUUAUUAAUCAAGUAA